GUAUUUUGUUUUCAAAUCCAAUGACAAUGAAUAAUUGAAAGCGUGACAUAAGUGUCCAAAUACAUUCUGGGGACAUGCAUUAAAUAGCGAAUUAACAACAGGAAUUGGGUAAGUGUUAUUGUACUGGCACGAAAACUACAUUUUAUUGUUCAGUAAGCCUCGUUGGUUCAGCUCUUGCUUUUCGGUCUCCUUUUAAAUCUUAUUAAUGUAGACUAAAUGUGAGCUCAUCUAUGCAAUAAUUACAUUUUCCAGAGGAUACACAUUCUGGAGAGACCUAAACAUGCCAGAAGACUUGUUUACAACCACAAACUCUGUGUUUGGACAUAGGGUGGGAUGUAAACAUAGGCAAAAUAAUUUAAGACAUACAAACCGUCGGCAGCGCAAACAUUUACUCAAAACUCUCAGGGGAUGCUUGAUUAAAUUACCAUUAGGUCCCGCCCCUGGAUUCCUAUGAUUGGGCGCUGAUAUAAGUGGGCGUGCCACGGCCGUCCUUUGUAUAAACAGACACGCGCUCCACUAUUUGACAGUCAAAACAAACUAGACGCUGUAGCCUACUGAAUUACACUUCUCAGCUUGUAGACACAGCAGGUUUUUCUUUAGUGUUAAGCUAUUUUUUAUUAUUAGAAUUAAGUAACCACACUACUAUUGCGCAUAUGCAAGCGCAUCCUAGAAGACGGGGAGCGGGUGCGUGCAAGUGACCGAGGAUGGACUCGCCUAUGCAGGGGUCCUACUGGCUUCCUCUCGCGCUCUGUGCCCUGCUAUUGUGGAGCUCCGUGUGUGCUCGUGAGCCGGUCUGUCAGGAGAUUUCAGUGCCAUUGUGUAGAGGGAUUGGCUAUAACUACACCUAUAUGCCCAACCAAUUCAACCACGACACCCAGGAUGAAGCAGGACUUGAGGUGCACCAGUUCUGGCCGCUCGUGGAGAUCCAGUGUUCCCCCGACCUGCGCUUCUUUCUUUGCAGUCUGUAUACACCCAUUUGCCUUGAGGACUAUAAGAAGCCUUUGCCGCCGUGCAGGAGUGUGUGCGAACGGGCGAAAGCGGGAUGCGCGCCGCUGAUGAGGCAAUACGGUUUCCCGUGGCCGGACCGAAUGAGGUGCGAUCUUCUACCCGUGCAGGGGGAUUCAAACACUCUGUGUAUGGACUACAACAGAACUGACGCUACAGCAUCACCGGCUGCUGCAAAACCAACUAGCCGCCAGGGGAAGCCAAACAACCGGAAGAAUAAAAGCAGUCAUGGAUCUUCUUCAUGCGAACCGGAGUGUCACUGUCGCGCGCCUAUGGUAAUCGUGAGCAAUGACCGUCAUCCCUUGUAUAACCGGGUCAACACGGGGCAGAUCCCCAAUUGCGCCAUGCCGUGCCACAACCCCUAUCUUUCUCAGGAGGAAAGGACCUUUGCCACAUUUUGGAUAGGGAUUUGGUCGGUUUUGUGUUUCCUGUCCACGUUCGCUACUGUCGCCACUUUCCUCAUUGACAUUGAGAGGUUUAAAUACCCCGAGCGCCCUAUUAUUUUCCUGUCCGCCUGCUAUAUGUUCGUGUCCGUGGGAUACAUUAUCAGACUCAUCGCGGGACACGAAAGGGUCGCGUGCAACCAGAAUCAUGAGGUGGACCAUAUCCACUAUGAAACCACAGGUCCCGCGCUUUGCACGCUUGUGUUUCUGCUAAUUUAUUUUUUUGGGAUGGCGAGCGCCAUCUGGUGGGUGAUUCUGACGAUUACGUGGUUCCUCGCGGCAGGAAUGAAGUGGGGAAAUGAAGCAAUCGCGCGAUACUCGCAGUAUUUUCACCUGGCCGCUUGGCUCAUUCCGAGCGUGAAAUCUAUCGCCGUGCUCGCGCUGAGUUCGGUGGACGGAGACUCGGUUGCGGGAAUCUGCUACGUGGGUAACCAGAACUUGGAUAACCUGCGGGGAUUCGUGCUCGCGCCACUGGUGAUUUAUCUUUUUAUCGGAACAAUAUUUUUAUUCGCGGGCUUCGUGUCUAUGUUUCGGAUACGGAGCGUCAUUAAACAAGGAGGAACGAAGACGGACAAACUCGAGAGAUUGAUGGUCCGAAUCGGGGUAUUUACUGUGCUGUAUACAGUCGUUGCCAUGGUGAUUGUGGCUUGUUACGUUUACGAACAGCACAAUCGUGAAGCGUGGGAAAUAGCGCACGCGUGUAACUGCUCGGCGGAGAAAAAAACCCUGAAACCUGAUUACGCCGUGUUUAUGCUCAAAUACUUCAUGUGCCUUGUGGUUGGGAUCACGUCAGGUGCGUGGACGUGGUCCGGUAAAACUCUGGACUCUUGGCGAGCCCUGUGCACGCGCUGCUGCUGCAGUUGGGGAGGUAAAGGCACGAGCGGGUCAGUUUACAGUGACGGCAGCACGGGACUGACGUGGAGGUCCGGCACAGCAAGCUCGGUUUUGUACCCACCAAAACAAAUGCCACUGUCGCGAGUCUGAUGACUGAGACAUAGGUGAGGCAGAACUUCUCAAAAAGACUUUGCAAACUGACUGCUGCUUUCCUGACAGAUGAGAGAUGCAUAAUACCAGCGUUAGGUGAGACCGGGGCUAGUUGUCACACGGUGAAGUUGCUAUAACACCAUAUUCUGUGAGAAAUAUUCUGAAGUAAAAAGUGUGACUAUUCCCGAUCUCUUCAACUACACUAAAUUGCCUACCAGUUAUUAAAUCUGUUUAUCAGGUUAUUAUGAAUGUGCCUUUAAAAGUGUUAUACGGGUUUUUAUAUUUUUCUUAUGUAUUUAUAUUAAGAUUUUAUUGUUAAAACAACGACAUAGAAUGUUUAACAUUUAUACAAGAUUGUGUAUUUAUCAUUUACUUUGACAGAAAACUAUUUU
Ctenopharyngodon idella (grass carp) is the source of this 2824-nucleotide messenger RNA. It is a transcript of the gene fzd8b, whose product is annotated as frizzled class receptor 8b. The record is from RefSeq and is a predicted model, not a curated record. Gene Ontology annotation, molecular function: Wnt receptor activity; Wnt-protein binding. The coding region runs from base 705 to 2432 and encodes 575 amino acids. Gene Ontology annotation, biological process: non-canonical Wnt signaling pathway; canonical Wnt signaling pathway. NCBI's taxonomy places the organism in Eukaryota, Metazoa, Chordata, Actinopteri, Cypriniformes, Xenocyprididae. Gene Ontology annotation, cellular component: plasma membrane. The transcript has a single exon.